Molecule: messenger RNA, 1393 nt
Organism: Coturnix japonica (Japanese quail)
Lineage: Eukaryota; Metazoa; Chordata; Aves; Galliformes; Phasianidae
Gene: PLPP6
Product: phospholipid phosphatase 6
Molecular function (GO): sphingosine-1-phosphate phosphatase activity
Source: RefSeq, a predicted model, not a curated record
AAGCGGAAGUGUGUCGGCCCGGCAGCGGGCGGCUCGCAGCUCCCGAGCGGGGCCCGGCGCCGCGGGUACCGGCACGGCCGGGCCGCCUCGUGCUGUCCGGGCCCGCCGCCAUGCCCAGCCCCCGCAGCAGCCGCGAGCGCCGCAGCGCCCGGCCCGAGUUCGCGUCCCUGCUGAGCCAGCGCGGCCCCGCGGCCCCGGACAGCCCGUCCCGCCGCCGCGAGUCGGCCGGCCCCGCGCCCCCGGCGCUGCCCGACGAGGACUGCAUGCGGCUCAACCCGUCCUUCGUGGGCAUCGCGCUCAGCUCGCUGCUCGCCGUCGACCUGUGGGCCUCCAAGCGCCUGGGAGUGUGCGCCGGGGAGGCCUCGGCGUGGGGCAGCGCCCGGCCGCUGCUGAAGGUGGUGGAGGUGUCGGGGCACGGCAUCCCCUGGCUGCUGGGCACCUUGUACGGGCUGUGCCAGAGCGACAGCUCGGCCGCCAGGGAGGUGCUGCUCAACCUGCUCUUCGCGCUGGUGCUGGAUCUCGUGCUGGUGGCAGUGGUGAAAGGGAUCGUCAAACGGCCGCGGCCUACACACAACAAGAUGGACAUGUUCGUCACCGUCUCAGUGGACAAGUAUUCCUUCCCAUCGGGCCACGCCACCAGAGCUGCCCUGGUCUGCCGCUUUGUUCUGCACCACCUGGUGCUCGCCGUCCCACUGCGGGUCCUCGUGGUGCUCUGGGUUCUCAUCGUUGGCAUUUCAAGGGUGAUGCUGGGCAGGCACAAUGUGACGGACGUGCUGUUUGGUUUGUUCCUGGGCUACGUGCUGUACAGCGUGGUGGAGUACUGCUGGCUCUCCCCACUGAAUGCACCUGCCCUCUUUGCACUCUGGAGCCAUUGAUGGCUGCACCCCUCCCAAGGGAGGAGGCAUAUACCCUGUUCUCUAAGCACACAUGGAGAGGGGGUGCUGCGACUCAUCUAUGUCCAGCCAACACUUAACACUAGCGGUGCUGCAGGCUCCCAGGCUUGCAGUUAGACACUGGGUGCUGUCUUGCCCUGCUGAUGGGCUGUCAGGCAGAACGUGUGCUGGCCAAGUAGCUGCACUGACUACUCCAGUGACAGACCGGUCCCUGCAGAGCCUGGGAAGAGGUCAGCACAUCCAUCCGGCAGCUCACUGCUGAUACUGUGAAUCAGCAUGCCCUUGCUGGGCACCUGCUGUAUUAGCCUAUGGUGUAUGUGGUAGCUGGGGCUUUGCAAAGGUUUCUCUGCAAUUGCCCGCAUAUCUGUGUGCUAUAAAUACACUGAUCAUAUUGCUGUUGUGAGUGCACUUUCUGCAGUCUCCUCCAUAAUACCCACCUGGGGGGGAGGGUCUCUCCGAAAUCCAUUCUCAUGUUUAUAAAGAGCUCUGCCUUCUAAGAA